Messenger RNA from Chilo suppressalis (striped riceborer), 2160 nucleotides. The record is from the annotation of a GenBank genome assembly. NCBI's taxonomy places the organism in Eukaryota, Metazoa, Arthropoda, Insecta, Lepidoptera, Crambidae.
AUGACGCGAAGUCCAGACAUAUUGUUUAUGACUGAUAUAGACGAUAUACUAAUUUAUGAGAACUAUUAUUCUGACUUCGGACCAUUAAACUUAGGAUGUGUCUAUAAAUACUGUAAAAUAUUGAAUGAAAAAUUAAAGCUUUAUUUUAAUAAGCAAGUCAUAGUGCAUUACACAUCAACUGAGCCAAACAAGAAGGCCAAUGCAGCUUUUGUAUUAGGAUGUUAUGGUAUUUUGUGCUUGAAUUUGUGCCCAAGAGACGCUUUAAAACCACUUUUGGUACAUGGGCAGAAUUAUCGCUCAUUUCAAGAUGCCACGCAAGGAGAAUCCCAGCAUACCAUAACGCUGAUCGACUGUCUACAAGCGAUGAAAAAAGCACGUGACUUAGGAUUAUUUAAUUUGGAGGAUUUCAACUACGAAGAGUAUGAUCGUCUUGAUAAAAUACAAGGCGGAGACCUUAAUUGGAUAGUCCCUGGGAAAUUCCUUGCAUUCAUUGGUCCAGUCGACUUCAGUCUGUCUUUUUACCACCCUCCUGAAAUGUACAUUGAUUACUUUCGAGAUAACGGCGUAAACAUUGUUAUAAGACUGAAUAAGAAACUCUAUAAUGGAAAAGUGUUCAGUAACGCUGGCAUAACUCAUUAUGACUUGUAUUUCCCGGAUGGAUCUUGUCCGCCUCGUAAUAUCUUAUUCAAGUUUCUUCAAAUCAGUGAAGAUUCAGAUGGUGCUAUUGCGGUCCAUUGCAAGGCAGGUCUAGGGCGCACUGGCUCCUUGAUCGGUUGUUAUAUCAUCAAGCACUAUAGAAUGACAGCCCGUGAAGCUAUUGGCUGGAUGAGGAUUUGCAGACCGGGCUCAGUCAUUGGUCAGCAACAGGAUUGGUUAGAGCAGCUGGAACCAUGGCUGAUGAAGCAAGGAAAUUUUUAUAGGAAACGCACGUAUGGAAACGAGGAUAGAUUUCCAACUCAUCCAUUUGGUGUUUACUCUAUAGCUGAGAAGGUAUUAAAGCAUAAGCCGAUUGUGUUCAAUAAAUCAUCAUCGUCAUCUCCUAUACAAAGACAAACUCGUUCUGAUAUAUCUCCACCAUUGAGAAUACAAGUUUCAAGACCUAAAGAAGCUCUUCAUAAGACGGUCGACAAGGACGCAAGCGACAGACGUAUGAGGAAAUCAAAUGUCAAACAAAACAGUUAUGCACCCGAUCAGAAAGAUACAAAUAGUAUAGCACGACGAGGCGUCAAUGGAGGUGGUGACCCACGUUCAAUAUCUCCAUCUAGAGGAAGCAUUGCCCGUACUUCGCAAAGUAGUGCCAAAUCAAAUGAAUCACCAGCGAGAAAUAAUACAAUGAACUAUCAAACACAAAUCCCAACCUUCAGAACUUCACAAGGACCUGUUAUUAAAACCAUCAAUGAUGCACGGAAUUUCCUCAUGCGAAGCACGAUUGGUAGAGAAGACCGUGCAAGAGGUCUCAAGGCAGCUGUCACUGUUACUCCAACUUCCUCAAGGCCCCCACAAUACGACAUUGGAAAAUUAGCAAUAAAUAGCACAGCUCACGUUAUGCCUACCUCAUAUACUUCAGCAACCAGGUGUGUAACACAGCCGCAACACCGUCGGCGACUUGGUCGGAGUCCGAGUCCACCUCAAGUAAGAAUGCAUGAACAAAGCCGAGCCACUAACACACCGCCGUCUUACGCUGGAAAGUUUUUAUUAGAAGAUGCUUCAAAAACUGUUCUUAAAGAAGAAUUAUCUCGUCUAAAACUGGUAACAGCUAGGAACGGGUCGAUACGGGCUGCAUCAAUAGGUGCAGCCUCUUUAGGAGCCCGGAGAGAUGCUCCUACGCCCAAGCGAGCGCCAAGCGUGCAUUCUGAUGAGCGCGACGUGGCCACACAAGGGGACUUAUUGAAUAGCAUAAAGUUCCAGAGAAGAUUCCGCAACUCUUUGGUAUCCGAGAAGCUUACUGGAUUGGUUCACGACAAAAUUGGUGUCAUCACAAAAGAAAAGGCCAGUAUUAAAGACGUCAACUCGAAAACUAGUGCGGCUGGUCGCGGGAAUCUUCAAAACCAUGAAAACUGUUGUCAAAGAGAUAGAACAAAUGCAACAUCUAGAAGUGUCCUCGGAUCACAGCGGCCGUCUUCGCCCAAAGGCAGGCAACGGCAAACUAUGUAUCAUUGA